Messenger RNA from Ruditapes philippinarum (Manila clam), 9852 nucleotides. RefSeq lists its product as uncharacterized. Lineage: Eukaryota; Metazoa; Mollusca; Bivalvia; Venerida; Veneridae. The record is from RefSeq and is a predicted model, not a curated record. Bases 352 to 9852 code for a protein of 3166 amino acids. The transcript has 60 exons.
CAGAAUACCUUGGAGCAUUGAUAGACACUCGGUUCAUCAUACAGUAUAUACACGUUAACGUGUUAAAAAUACUUUUUUCGCGAAAAUGACGUUUAACGGAUAUAAAACCUAGCCCGUUAAAUAUUCAACUACAUAUUUUGAAAUUUUACCAUUCAUCAACGAAUGCUGGAUUAAGUUAGAUCGCAAAUAAAGUAUAAACAUUUCGUGCGUGAGUGAAUUUUAAGUGUUAUUAAAAGUGUUGUGCAAAAUAUAUUAGGAUUAUUAUAUAUAUUUUACUAUUUUCUUGUGAUCGGAUAUAUAAAAUCCUCUACAAACUUCAUAUAAGAAAUUGAACAUACAAUUACUGUGAAGAUGGGGGCCUUAAGGCAACUUGGCGCCCUCUUCUGGAAGAAUUUCCUCAUUAGAAAACGCCACCCGACAUUUCUGGUGUUAGAAGUUUUAUGGCCUGUGGUGCUCUUUGUUGCUCUGGCAUUAAUGCGUCUGGGGUUCCCGCCUGAUCACCGAGAAACAUGUGAAUAUCAGGAGCGAGCUGUUCCAAGUGCAGGGCUGGUACCUUUUUUACAGUCUUCCAUAUGUACGUUAAAUAAUAACUGUUCUACACGAGCCUGGAACCAACAGAGAGCCGAGGCUCAGCAAAGGUUUCAGACUAUGAUACGGGAUAUAGACCCGCUUCUUACCAAAGAAUCCACGAUACAAGCGUUUAAAGCACUGCCGACGGUCAAUGUUGUGCUUAAUGCCGUCAAAGACGUUGCCGACGGAACAACCGUUGAAGAAAUGGACAAUAAACUUGUUCUCAGGAACAUGGUGAGAGACCCGGCUGCUGUGGUCGAUAUCCUGUCAGAUAAAUAUAACAUACUGGAAAGGCGGGUAGCGGAAUCUUUACUUGAUGCUUCAAUAAACCCAUUGGCGUUGGUCAGUUCAAUAGGAUCUGUAGAUUUUAAAGGUAUCGUCUGCGACCCGGACGAAUUGGAGAAGUAUAUAAUAUUGUCAGAUAAAAGUAACAGAUACGUUGUCAACAAAUAUUCCGUAUCUAACAGCCUGUGUCGUAUAGAGGAGGAUAAAAUAUCGGAUAUCACGAACGACCUGAUACGUCAACUUGACGUCGCUAACAUCAUUCGGCUGAUCCAAGAUUUGUCAAACGUCACAGGGUCAUUUGACCUUGCUGUACUUAUGGAAGAUAUGGCAGAUCUCGUGGACAUGUUUAUAGACAAGUCUAGUUUGUUAUCGAUGAUGGAAAACAUGCCGGAUCUUAGUGUAAUAUCGGGCGCGUUAACUCAGCUUGGAAAACUCGUACCUAUGCUAAAUGAUCUGGCUGAUAUGGGUUGGUUAGAGUCUAUAGAAGCUGCUGUAAGAAGUGCGUCAAAGGGGCUUGCAGAUUUGGAUGGUGAAUUAGAUUUAGGGCUUCUAAACAGUUUUGGACUGGGUUUACCGCAAACUAUGUCUGAUGUUCCAUUAAAGGAGGCAAGCGACAUACUCAACAUGUUUGUAAAUGGUGCAAGCUGGGAAGACAUGUCUAUGAAUGACACUUUACAGUACAUAGAAAACAUGAUGCCAGAAAUGUUUGGUAACAAGACAGCAAAUAUGGUAAUGGCCAUGGCAACCAACAUGAUGGAAAUGAUGGACGAAGUUAGAGUACAUACCAAAAAAAUGGAGAAGGAUCUAAAAUAUACCAUUCAAAACACCGAGGCUGUGACAGUUUCUCUCAAUGAGCUAGAGGCAGCAGGACCUGAAAUGACCUAUAUAUUCAUGGCAGAGAUGGUUACAAUGGAAAAUAUCUAUUUGUUGAUGUCAGGAGAGUCUACCUCAGCUGACAUAUGUAAAGAUGCAGUAAGUGUAACAUAUGACGGUAUACCAGGAUACGAUACAGAUGUUGUUGUACAGACAAUAUGUUCAGAGGGGGCCACAGCAGCUAUUGACCAAGUCUUUGCUGACAAUAGCAUGUCAUCAUUGACUGUCCAGCUUGAGAAGGAGAUGGAGGAUAUGGACUCAAUGAUGAAGGGGACAAUACCAGCAGACCAGGAGAUAGGAAAUAUGAAAGAUAUGUAUUAUGAAAUGUCUGAUAUGAUACAAGAACUGAUGGGUAUAGUGAAUGAUGAAGAUGAUGAUGAGUGGAAUCUUGUAUUAGCUAACACAAAUAUAGACUAUAUGGGCAGUUAUAACUGGGUAUUUGGCAUGAUUGGUUCUCAGUAUAGAGUACAAACAAAGACAAUGCUACCAGUGGUGAUAGUUGCAAAGUCAGCAGAAAAUGGUCCUAUGUGGGAAUCAACAUUCAAACCUUGGUUUGAAAUGUUAGAUGCCAUGCUUCAUACAGCACUGAACAGAGUACAUUUGUUUGAAGAAAUGAAUAAAAAAGACAAAGUAAUAACAAAGGUGGUUAAAUACCUACCAUACUAUCCUAACAUUGUGCAAUCUGCUGCUGGUACAAACCUAUCUGAGCUAGCUAGAAUGUUAACUUCCACGGACACAACUGAGCUUACCAAAAUGUUAUGUGAGAAGACUGAUUGGAACAGCCUCAAUGUGGCUGAUGAUAUCUCUAUAAAUGAUAUGAAAAUGUUUGUUUGUCAAACAAAUAUCACAAAAUUUGUUGAAGAUGUUUGGAACAUUGCUGAUCCCCUGUCGUUCCUAUCAGAUGUUGAACUGGAAGUGGAGCACAAUUUAGAGAAUGGAAUAAACUGGCCAAGAAUGGUGGAAGAUGUUCAGUAUUUAUAUCAGACACUAAAUGGAAAGAACAGCGUCCAGGAUCUUCUGUAUACUGUGUUCACAUCGGAUCUCUCUAUGAUAUAUAAUUACUAUACAGUUGGGAUGGAGUUACUAACUAAUAUGACAAUGGAUUCAGUAACAAGUGACAUGGAGAAUGUUUCUGAAUUAGAAACCAGUUUAAAGAGCCUGGAUGAAGCCCUUGCCACUUGGGACUUAUGGAAACGUGUAAAACAUUAUAUUAGGACAUGGAACCUACUGGCUAAAGUACUCAAUCAUUAUGCAGAACUUACGCAAGAUCCAAACUGGGAUAUAACUGAAUAUGUUACUACGGUUUCACCAACACUUGGUAAAUACCUCCAGAAUUCUACGGACAGUAUGCCAGAGGUCAUUGAUGCGUUACAGAAAGCUGCUUAUAAACCACAACAGAUGAUAGAACGUGUUAUGAACAUAGAUUAUAUGGGAUUUUGUGAGGACCCUGAAAGUCUAAGCUCCUUGCUGGGCGUCAAGAGUACCCCGUCAUUUACAAAGUUCCAGAAUGGAUUAUGUGAGUUAAAUUGGACCCAGAUAAUGGAUGAGUUGACAACUUCAGCUACUCCAUGGAGUGAUUUUGCAUCCCAGUGGGAAAUGAUAUCAACCUAUGACACAGAGUCACUUCCUCCAAUAUCAUUGAACUGGACGGAUGUGAUAUCAACUACUCGGAAAUUCCUGGACUAUAUCAACAAAGGAAUGUUUAAUAACUUUGUGCCAGACUUAUCAAAUGCUGGUUUGACUGGAACUAAUUCUUCUAUAUCUAAUCUAACAUCAGCUCUUCAAAACACCUGGGAUUAUGAUGCAGAUGCGAUCGGAAAAUCUGUAGAUCAGAUUUGGAAGUUGUUGUUUGACAUGUCGGCACAGAAUGACACAUUCAUAGAGAUGUGGCAGUACAAUGUUGCCAUACAGUCCUAUAUCAACUAUCAUCUCUUUAAAUUUGUCAAUAUACAUCUGGACAUCAUCAACAGGACAAAGGUGUUUGACCUUCGUGCACAUUUAAAUUCCCCUCGAGCUGAUAAGCUGUUUCAAGUAAUGGUAGAUUCACCUGAAUUAAAUGCAGUCAUUCUACACAACUUCCAAACUGCUGGUGGUGUUGAAAAAUGGCUGACAUUGAAUUUUGACACUUUAUGCACGAAUACCUCGCAACUAGAAGAUGCCAUACAAAUGCCAGAGAACAGCAACAUUACAAAAACUGAGAUUGUAGAUGCUAUCUGUGCUGCUUUUGGAGAAGAAAUUAUAGAUGAAGUAAGAGCAGGCAUGGAGGGGUUAGAUGACCUCAUUAAUGCGAUGGACAAUAUAAUAUCCAUGAAUAUGACGGCCUCCGAACUUCUAGUUGAUUACAGCAAAAUAGCGGUGGUAGUUGAACGAUAUUCAGAAUUGUUGGUUUCUUUAAGCACAGCAGAUGUCCAAGUUAAAGGGUUACCUUUUAUCAUGGAUGGUGAAAUUACGAGACUGUUGGAACAAUUUAUGGACAUACCAACACAACUUGCUGAUAUUUAUGACACAGCUGAUCCUUUAAAAACAUUACAAGAUGAGCAAAUGUUGCAAGGUUUAAUGCAGCUACAAGAUAUACCAGAAGUUAGGGAUAUUAUGAGAAUAUCAGAAACAUACAUGAGAGUGCUGACAGCUGUGCUGAUGAAGACAGAAGGGAUGAAUUUAGAUCCAGCCACAGGAUUCCAGGGUUACCCAGAGAUGUAUAAAAUGUGGCAGAUGCUUGAAUGGUUACCACAGCUUUAUGUUACUUUUACCUACACUUCACUUGUAGAUAAUUCUAAGAUAACUACAUUCACAGAAGCUGCUAUAAUGGGCAUAGAUACAAUAUGUGAGGCCGACCCUUACGACCUGAUGACAAAUCCUCCGAUACUCAAUAUAAAAUUUGAAGAUUUCUUUAAUCUGUUUUGCUCCGUAAACUUUACACUUCUUGAGCACGAGGCAAGCGAUUUUAUACAAGCAAAAGAAAUAUCUGAAGCAUAUGGCAACAUAUCUAGUGUAUCAGAAAAGGUUGAUAUAGAUGGAUGGUUGGCAGAGUAUGACCGCUUCAUGAAACAAGUCGAACAAUUCAUUAACAAGACCGGUGAAUUUAAUAUACCUGGCUUUGACAAUAUGACAGUGUGGGAGAAAAUCUAUGACUUCCUUGAAAAUACAACCAAUAGCUUGGAUACUUUGACUAUGGCAAGUCAGAAUAUGGAUGGUUUACUGGAAGCUUUAGUAUCUAUGUCACCAGAAUUCCAAAACCAACUUAAAUCUAUGGAGAUCACAAAUUAUGUCAUGGGGAAAAUGCUGGAUCAUUUAGAAAACAUGACAGGGGAUUCCUACAAACUGGAGGAUUUUUUCCAUGGUUUUGGUCAGAUACAACGCCUAGUGAUGAUGCUACAGGAGCCUGGUGUCAUGGAAACCUUGAUGGCAUCUAUCAACACUCCAAAAUUUACUGCGCUGUUGGAGAGCACAAAUGCUACAACUGUUCUUAUAGAUAUCUGUGAUUCAGAUAUCACAAAAUAUAUGACAAUUCCCCCAAGUGUAACUGCCAACAUGAAUGAUGUCAAAGACAGAUUCUGCGACACUGACUUUGAAAUUCUGAUGACAGAAUUUGUAGAUGCUUUCUUUAUUCAAGAUAUAAUUGACAUGAUGGAAACAAAUACUACACUCAACUGGAGAUUGAUCACAGAACGUAACAGUCAGCUGACUGAGAAACUUGGUAAAUGGUUGGAAAGUCCGCCAAAUCUUGAUGUGCCUACACGAUGGGAAAAUUCUACGUACUGGUUCCAACUUCUUGACCUUCUAAAUGGAGAGCAGGCCGUUGAGACGAGUGAUCCGACACUGGAAACAUUGCUAAAGGGAAUGGAGAACUUCCUCGGAAGUCAAUAUACCGAUAUUGUUAAAUCAAUUUCCCCAUUGGCUAUUCAGAUAAUGCAGAUGAUCGAGCUGGAUUCUGAUGCCAAAAGAACAUUUGCUACAAUUGAUCUUUUCUUAGAUUAUAUGGUUGACAGGUUGAUGGAUGUAUCAGAUAAUUUUACUGUUGGCAGUUUGUCGAAGAACUCUAGUGAAAUUGUUCGCUUUAUGGAAGCCUUGGCUAACCUAAGAGAUAUCUCCAAUAAAGAUUAUGAAGCCUUGAAUAAAACUGUUAACCAGGAAAAGCUGUACAAUCUACUUCUGGACCCUGAUAUGUUAAUGGACAUGUGUGAGAAGGACAAUGUUGCAGCAUAUAUAUCUGCUAAUGGUACAGCUAGUAAAGCAUCUAUAGCCCUCGAAGAAGUUAUAUGUAUAGAUACAGAGACAUGGUCAGAAAUCCUACAAGAUCAAGUUAAUCUAGAAAUGUUUGAAGAAAAGCUUGCAGAAAUAUGGAAUGCUACAAACACCAAUGCUCAUUUGAACUGGACGUCUCUUGCCAGCAAUGUGGAGAAGUUUGUCAGCAUGUUAUCUGACUGGAUGGAAAGACCACCUGCAGAAAGCAGUCCCCUCAGCCAAUGGACAAACUGGGAGGGAAUUCUCUCAUUCUUUGACUCUCUUUACAAGGAUCCUAGUGUUGGAAGUAACAUACUAAGCAAUAUAAAUCCUCUGUUUGGAAGUGAAAUGAACAACUUGACCAACGCAUUCAACAGACUUCUUAUGCCAUUUUUAAAACAACUGACAAGCAAUGAUAUUGAGGAACUGUAUAGUAAUCCAGAGAAACUUGGAUCAUUGAUUGAGUCAAUCCUUUCUGUUGAAGACUGGUUGAAAGUACUCUCUGAAUUCUUCAAUGCCUACUAUUCACCAGACGAGGAUGCACCCACAAGAAAAAGUAUUUUAAAAUCACUGGUAUGUGGGGAGAAUGAAAAGGUACAUGAAUAUAUGGAGAGAUAUUUAUAUGGGAUGAUAACUGGUGAUCCAGCAUAUAUCUGGAUGUUAUGUAACGUGGAUAUGGCAGAAUGGAACAAUACAUUGAACAGUAAUUCUUAUACUGAAUGGGACCUCUAUCAAGUUCAAAUGAUGUUUAACCAGGCCGUAGAAGAUAAAAUGGCGGAACAUGAUGACAAGGUGGCCAGUAAAACUGUUCUAGAAAUGUUGGAGAAAUUGAACCUGGACGGGCUAUUGAACAGCAGCUCCACAACAGAAGACUGGCUACGAAAUAGUCAAGACACUGGUCUUGAAGGGCUAAUGUAUGUGCUGGAGAUGAUUGCGGAAGAGGAUAUACUAAAGGACUUUAAAGCCAUGUUGCUGAUUAUUAUUGAAGUACAGGAGUAUAUCAACACUAUGCUGGAAAAAUUUACAGGAAAUGAGAGUGUACCUAUCACUGAUAUACUUCCAAGUUCCAGUGCCAUGGCUGAUUUUAUAGAGAAUUUGGCCAGUAGUGAUACUGUGUCAUUGUUCACACUGGCCUAUGUUGAUCCCGCCAAGUUUAUCACAUUAAUGUUCAGUAAUGACUGGGAGAGGACAAUUUGUAAUCUGGAUAUAUUUAUGGACACGUUUGACUUUCCGAGCGACAUAAACGUGACAGAGCUACAGCAGCAUCUCUGCUCGGAAUAUGCUUCUCAAAAACCUUACUUAGAUGACAUAAUGAGUAAAUUAGAUGCGGAGAAAUUGAUAAAAAAUAUUGAAAAUAUCAUAAUGAAUGACACUGUUAAUGCAAAUAACGAGACUUGGGCCUAUAUGUCCACACUGGUAGACAGUAUAGUAAGAAGUUUACUUGAUCUGGAGAAUGCAGAUAUAACUGGUGUAGAAGACUGGUUCCAACCUAUUCUGAAAGCUCUAGAAAAUAUGGGAAAUACGGCCGAGACUGAAAGUUAUGAAGAAGUAUGUGAGCGUACACUACAAUAUACCAUGUCAACAGAGAUGUAUUCUACGUGGGUUAAACCAUACAUGGAUUCUGUACAUACAUUUAUCAUGAUUUCUAACUCUGUCAUGAAUGUACAAAUUGGUGUUGAUGAAGCUGUGUGUCAGAUGCAGAUGAAGAAUAUCACAGACGUUAUUAAAUAUCUCGAUGAUCGUGGUUUAAUUCGUGAACUGAAAAAGAUUGAAGAAAUGAUGUCACAAAAAACCGAGACAGAAUUCUCUUGCGCAAGGACUUCAACAUAUACUGGUUUCUUUGAAACAUUAGCCACAUCUCUAACUAAAGUAUUUGAUGGAUCAUCAAAUAUUGUGGAGUGUGUAACAGAAACUUUAUCCGACUCUGAGGGAUUACUUCAAGACCUUUCGAAAUUAUUCAGCGCAGGUUCUGAAGCAUUAGAGUUACUGCAAAAUGAAGACAUCCGGGCACUUCUUGACAGCUUGAUGGGUACAAAUGGUUCAACAGAAUUUAUUGAUAUGAUUCGAGAAAUAUACAACCAACAAGAAGCUGCUGUGAAACAACUACAGGAUAGUUUAGAAGAUGACAUGUCAGAUAUCACAGCUUUCCUACAGAAAACUCUCUCUACAAGUAUAGAUUCUGUAUUCUCCUCCCUCAAUAUGACAUUCCUAGAAAAUGCUAAAAACUUGACAGCAGAUGAGCUGAUAGAGAAACUAUGUGAGGCAAGUAAUACCAGUUCCCUUGAUGUAACAUUACUGGCUACAUUAUGUGGGGACGACAAAGAGCUAGCAAAGGAAGUCGCACAAAAUCUGGCAAACUAUGCACAGACUCUGGAAGAGCUUGAAGAGUUGGCAGAAUAUGACUCUACGGCAUUCUGGUCAAAGGUUUCUAAGGAUAUAUCAGCUUUAGUUGGCAACAUUGAAGGUUUGUCAUCCUUGACGAACCUCGUGGCUCGACUGGGUACAGUUGAUAUAGCCAAGCUUGGUGAGGAUAGGGAACUCUUAAGAACACUCCAAGAAUUACUUGUAGAUAAUGGACCAGAUGCUAUUUUGAAAAACUUGAAUGUGUUACUGGAUGAUUUUAAAAUACUAGAUGAUAGUAACUUGACAAAUAGUAUCCUUGACGAUGUUAGAAUGCUUGCAGAAGGUGUGUUUGCCUUCACCUCACUGAGGGACAUGUUUGUUGCCAAUGUUCAAAUAAAGGACCUCGUUAAAGAUACAGAAUACCUUCGUAAUUACAUGAUUGACACAAUGAAGUUACCUGAAAAUGUAACAGAAGCUAUAAUUGAUGGAAGCCUCAGUUUAGAUGCUCUGAUAUCUGCGGCAACAACAGACAUUGAAAGCUAUAUUUGUAACAGUACUAAACUAAAGGAGACCAUUGAUGUAAAGAACGGUUCAUCUUUGGAUUUGGAUCUUGUUAGUAAACAGUUCUGUAGUCUUGACAAAGCCACGGUGACGUCACUCGUUGAUGAGAUAUUCCAGCAGUUAGAUAUCGGCCAACUAAUGGAAGAUUUUGUUAUAAAUGGAGUUAAUGGAAUACUAAGGAGGUCUAAUAUAACACUUGAUGCGACUAAGGAAGCUAUAAAAAGCUUGGUUGAUGCUAAUGAUGACUUACAGAAAAUAACAAAGACGUUUAAUGAUUUCGCGGACACUAUUCCUGAUGCAUUUACCACCCUUGCACAAGCUCAAACUGGAGAUCAGGAGUUUGGAUCACUGUCAGCUAUAUUAUGUGGUAAUUCCAUUCCAAUGAUAAGUGAUGAAUUUCAGACUGGUGCUGUGCUGAAAUCCCGUACAGAACUGACAACAGAACAGCAGAGAGAGUUUGAUGCUCUUCCUGGAACUGCAUGCAAGGAUAUGUAUGUGCGCAUUCUGAAAGAUAGAAAUGGCCCAAUCAUAUGGUCUUAUUUGAAACCACUUCUCCGAGGAAAGAUUGUGUUUUCACCAAACACACCUGAAGCAAGAACUAUUGUCACACAGAUCAAUACAACAUUUUCAUCACUUGAGGAAUUUAUAGAGCUGGCGGUAGACUGGGCAGAGGGGUCAGUUGCCCUUGGCAACCUUACAGGAGACAAGGCAAAGGAGUUACAGGACUUAGUAAGCAGUAACGUGAUAAAGAGUAUGUUAACGGAGGUAUCGGGGGUUGAUACACGAGAGUUAGAUGAUAUUCUAUAUACACUAGAGGACACUGACAUGGAUAUGAUGAAUGGAAUCAGUAAAGUAGCAAAAAUGAUUAAAGACUAUGUAUCAUGUUUGGAACUGGAUAGAUUUGAAGGGUUCAAUACAGAGGUGGAAAUGGAGAAAGCAGCAGCUGAACUGGCCAAGGACAAUUCUUUGUUAGCUGGUAUUGUAUCUGUUUUUUGA